Molecule: messenger RNA, 1077 nt
Organism: Tarenaya hassleriana
Lineage: Eukaryota; Viridiplantae; Streptophyta; Magnoliopsida; Brassicales; Cleomaceae
Exons: 7
Coding region: 27-704 (225 amino acids)
Source: RefSeq, a predicted model, not a curated record
GUCAAACCGGGCAAUGUUCAUUUCUAAUGGCAAGCUUCGAAAAUUUCGAGCCCAUAUUCGGAGAACCCGUGCCGGAGCGAUCGGGUACGGGUUCGGAUCUUCUCCGGCGGUGUCUGUUCCACGUCUACGCUUCCGAUCCCUGUCACCUCACUGUUCAUGUCACCGAUUUCAUCUCCAGUUCCUGGGAGAUCGUCCUCUCCGUCUCCGAGCUCGACGACAUGAGAGACACUGUUGGUAUCGGAGGUUCGUGGUCUGAGUUCGUUGAUUAUAUGGUGGCUUCGUUGAAAUCCGACAAUGUGAAGCUUGUUCUUGCAGGUGGUGAGACUGCGCACUUGGUUUCCCAGAAGGCGAAAGGAAUGCCCCGCAUUGUAAUUCCUCUGAAAAAGAUGGCGGGUUCUUCUGCUUGUGAGGCUAUGGCAAAUCUGUCUCUUGAGGUUUUCAGAGCGUUCAAGAUCAUGCAGCUCCAACAAGAAAAUCCGAGAUCGUCUACAGCUGCUUCUGGUGAUCAGGGAAAGGAAGAAGUUACUCAUAGCGAAUUGGACCGACCCUCUACAGAAAAACAAGAUAUUUCGGGUCCAACAACAAAGCAAAGCCAAGACUCUCCUGCUCGAGAAACAAAACCGACUAAACGUGUGCCUGCACAUCAGAGAACCCGAAAACGUCGUGGUGCCCUUCUGCAGGGUUCAGAAGAUGAGAAUGGCUGACCAGAAACGCCACAUAACCGGAGACAACUAUCCAUUUUUUUCCCCACCAUUAACCAGUUCUUGGUGGUAAAUACACUGUUUGUUGAAGCAAUGGUCUGGUUUCUGCAAGACUCGGUUGGGCCCAAUAAGAGACGAAUUGGGCCUGGAGGCCCAUAAGAGAAUUUUUAGGAAUUAAAGCGAAGCAGACACGAGAGAAUCUCGGAAAUGUUCAGGGUCAACAGGGCUUUUAGAUUCUGAUAAUUUAUCGUCGUUAGUAUAAUAAUCUCGCCAUUUUUCUCAGGAGAUUUUUACGAGAUAUCAUAUUUUAAUUAUAUUUUUCAAAAUUUAAACACCGUACAUAAACGUGUUAAUGUAAAUAUUAAUAUUUUGCUGA